Aspergillus nomiae NRRL 13137 is the source of this 1923-nucleotide messenger RNA. Its product is annotated as putative DNA helicase. The transcript is spliced from 2 exons. Gene Ontology annotation, molecular function: 5'-3' DNA helicase activity; ATP hydrolysis activity. The record is from RefSeq and is a predicted model, not a curated record. Lineage: Eukaryota; Fungi; Ascomycota; Eurotiomycetes; Eurotiales; Aspergillaceae. Bases 1 to 1923 code for a protein of 640 amino acids.
AUGCCGGACCGGCUCGGCGGCCGCGUCGUGGGCGAGUUCGGCGCCGAUUCGGCCGUUUCCGCGAAGAAUACAGACAGCGAUGGGAAAGACGGAGAACCUCAGUUCGGGGCGCAUGGGAUUCGCGUGGGCGAUGUGGUCCGGGUGAAUGAGAUCGGGAGCUCUACAAAAAAGGUAGGCAAGGACAAAGCCAGCAAGGAUGGGAAAUCGGCGGGUGCAGGGCCACCCAAGGGCCCGGAGGGCGUUGUUACUCGGGUUGGGGAGCGGAGCAUCUCGGUUGCGUUUGGUCAACGGGGCGGCGGAGGACGAUCCAAGGAAGAUGACGAGGCGAUCGAGGAGCUAUGGGGGAAGAAGCUCUGGCUGAUAAAGCUCGCGAACGAUGUCACAUAUCGACGGAUGAACCAGACGAUGGAAAAGAUGGGGAAGAUGACCGAGUCCGAUCACACACAUUUUAUGCGGGUUGCGUUUGGACAUACGACGCCGCUGCUGCCGGAUUAUGAGGCUGUGGGCGCGGUUGAAUUUAACGACCCGACGUUGAACGAUUCACAGAAGGAGGCUAUUCGGUUUGCGCUGGCAUCGCGCGAUAUUGCGCUUAUUCAUGGUCCGCCGGGUACGGGGAAGACGCAUACCUUGAUUGAGCUUAUCCUGCAAAUGGUGCAGCGGAAAUUACGGGUGCUUGUUUGUGGACCGUCGAAUAUCUCGGUGGAUAAUAUUGUUGAGAGACUCGCGCCGAAGAAAGUGCCCGUUGUGCGUAUUGGCCAUCCGGCGCGUUUGUUGCCCUCUGUGUUGGAGCAUUCUUUGGAGGUUCUGACGCAUACGUCGGAGGCUGCUUCUAUUGUGAGGGAUGUGAGGAAGGAGAUUGAUGAGAAGCAAGCUAGUAUUCGGAAGACUAGGUUUGGGAGGGAGAAGCGGGCUAUCUACCAGGAUUUGAAAGAGUUACGUCGGGAAUUCAGGGAGCGGGAGUCUAAAUGCGUGGAUAAUCUGGUUAGAGAGAGCAACGUGGUUCUUGCGACUCUACACGGAGCAGGUGGCCAUCAGCUGAAGAAUCAGAAAUUCGACGUUGUGAUUAUUGACGAGGCCAGUCAAGCUUUGGAGGCGCAAUGCUGGAUUUCGCUGCUGUCUGCAUCUAAGGUUGUUCUGGCUGGUGAUCAUCUACAACUACCUCCAACUGUUAAGUCCACUGUUCAGAAGUCCAAAGAUGCAAAGACCGGGAAGGCGGACACUGCCAACGAUAGUGACCAGGGAAGUCUUGGUAAAAUGUCUCUUGAAACUACCAUGUUCGAUCGACUGCUUUCGAUCCAUGGUGAAGGUAUCAAGAGAAUGCUAACGACACAGUAUCGAAUGCACGAAACAAUCAUGCGGUUUCCGUCAGAUGAGCUAUACGAGUCUAAACUGAUGGCUGGCGAGGCGGUAAAAGCUCGUCUUCUAAAAGACCUACCGUACGAGGUCGAUGAGACCGACGAUACAAAAGAGCCGUUAGUGUUCUGGGACACCCAGGGAGGCGACUUUCCUGAGAAGACUGAAGAUAAGGAGGUCGGGCAGAAGGAGGCCCUUCUUGGUGAGAGUAAGAGCAAUGAAAUGGAGGCCAUGGUUGUUGCGAGGCACGUAGACAACCUGGUACAGUCCGGGUUGAAACCGGAGGACAUCGCUGUCAUCACCCCUUAUAACGGCCAGCUGGCUAUCUUGUCGCAGAUGCUGCGGGAAAAGUAUCCGGGUAUCGAGUUGGGCAGUGUGGAUGGAUUCCAAGGUCGCGAGAAAGAGGCCGUUGUCGUCAGCCUGGUGCGAAGUAAUAGCGAGAAUGAAGUUGGUUUCUUGGGAGAGAAGCGACGCCUGAACGGCAUAGGAAGCGGGUUCCUCAAGCGGUGGAUGGCAUUCUUGGAAGAGAACGCCGACUUGCGCUACCCAGAUGCUGGGGAAUUGCUCUGA